Messenger RNA from Alligator sinensis (Chinese alligator), 3774 nucleotides. It is a transcript of the gene NIM1K, whose product is annotated as NIM1 serine/threonine protein kinase. The coding region runs from base 994 to 2298 and encodes 434 amino acids. The record is from RefSeq and is a predicted model, not a curated record. Gene Ontology annotation, cellular component: cytoplasm. NCBI's taxonomy places the organism in Eukaryota, Metazoa, Chordata, Crocodylia, Alligatoridae. Gene Ontology annotation, molecular function: tau-protein kinase activity; protein serine/threonine kinase activity; ATP binding. The transcript is spliced from 4 exons. Gene Ontology annotation, biological process: microtubule cytoskeleton organization; protein phosphorylation; intracellular signal transduction.
AGACCCCCUCAGGACCAUUCAGGAGGUGUACAGUACCUGGUCAAAUAGGCCUUCUAAUAAACGUCAAAAGAAAGCAUUAAGAGUAAUCCUAGUGCAAACCGUGUGCUGCUAGCCAUCAAAGAACAUAUCCACACGCGUGGCAAAAUUUCGAGAAGGCUCAAAGAUUUAAAGAAGGCUCAUCUAAAUAAAGGAGGGUUAAAGUGACAUUGCAGCAAAUUAAUCCUGUGCUAUCCUUCCAUGUGACUGGAGUGAUACUGAGGCACAGCCUUUCUUUUGCUGAUGCACAGAUUAUGCUUCACCCAGCAUCCUACAGCAUCGCUUGUUUGCAUCAGGCCAGCAAUGGAAACAAAAGAAUGCAGCAGCAAGCACUUUUACUGCAGGGCUGCAAGGUCGGGCAUUUUCGAACCUCAGUGAAAACUUUGCCUAAUGAAUGAAUCAAAAGAAAAUCCAACUUUCAGGCUGGGACCUGAACCAAGAUCCAAGGGCUGCUUCGCUCCCACGGAAGGUCAGCAGUCCGCACUGAUCUGAAAGCCUUUCGACUUCUUCAAAGCUGCUGACCUGCUGGUGUGACCUGUACCUAUCAAAGUCAUUUCCAGGGCAGCAAACUAAAGCCUGAAAUUUCAAGUGUCAGCUGUACGGCAUUUGUUUGUGCUCCAGAGAAGAGGAACAGCUCAUUUUUGUACAUGCAUGGUUUUCCACUUUGAUUGUGAAGGCUUUUUUUACCCUUAAAGAUCUUGCUAACUGGAGUUGGACGUAACUGACUUUUUAAUUGUAUUUCUGAUUUUUGGACAGAGCAGAAAUGCAAAUAAAUGCAGGUUUGGUUCCUAAAUCAUCCCUAAACUGAUCCUGUGACCUUCAAUAUUUUCUUUUUUUUUUGUUCAGAUUAUCAAAGCAUUAUGCCCAACAUUGUAUUUCUGUACAGAAGUAUUUUACCUAAACCUUCUAUUGGAGCAUCCUGUUGAACCAAAUGGGAAGUUGAUUAUUCUGUGGACUAUGACAACAGGAUAUAUGAAUGGAGGUGGUCUGGGAAAACAGCGUUAUGCCAGGUGGAACCGGGAGGACAGCAUGGAGGACUUGGUACGGGCUGAGAGCUAUGGGGAAGACGAAGAGGGCAAACAGCACAGACUGACCCCAUUCGAGAAACUAACCCAGGAUAUGACCCAGAAUGAAAAAGUGGUGAAAGAGUUAACUCUGGGGAAGAGGAUUGGCUUCUACCGAGUCCGAGGGGAAAUAGGAAGUGGGAAUUUCUCACAAGUGAAGCUUGGAAUUCACUCUUUAACCAAAGAAAAAGUAGCUAUUAAGAUUCUGGACAAGACAAAAUUAGACCAGAAAACUCAGCGCUUGCUGUCCCGGGAGAUUUCCAGCAUGGAGAAGCUGCAUCACCCGAACAUCAUCAGACUAUACGAAGUAGUGGAGACACUGUCCAAGCUGCACCUGGUAAUGGAGUACGCAGCAGGAGGGGAACUCUUCAGUAAGAUCAGCACAGAGGGAAAGUUACCAGAGAUGGAAAGUAAACUAAUCUUCUCUCAGGUUGUAUCUGCUGUGAAACACAUGCAUGAGAACAAUAUCAUUCACCGGGAUUUGAAAGCAGAAAACGUAUUCUAUACCAGUAAUACUUGCGUGAAAGUGGGAGACUUUGGCUUCAGCACAAUAAGUAAGAGAGAAGAAACACUCAACACUUUCUGCGGCUCUCCUCCUUAUGCUGCUCCAGAACUCUUCCGAGAUGAAAACUACGUUGGUGUUUAUGUAGACAUCUGGGCACUAGGCAUCCUCCUGUAUUUUAUGACGACUGGUGCCAUGCCAUUUCGAGCAGACACAGUGGCCAGACUGAAGAAGUGCAUUCUUGAUGGAACGUACAGUUUGCCCCCAUCCCUUUCAGAACCUUGCCAGAAACUAAUUCGAGGAGUCCUUCAGCCAGUGCCGACUGAACGAUACUCAAUUCAACUGAUUAUGAGCAGUGAAUGGAUGCAAGGGACAUGGUAUCCACAACCACUGGAACCAUUUAAACUGGAUCCAAAGUAUUUAUCAGAGACCAAUACACUCAAAGAGGAGGAAACUGAAGUGAAAAGUAUUUUAGAGGAGUUGGGAAUCACACAAGAACAUAUUCACAAUAACCGGGGAAGGGAUGCUCGCAGCUCAAUAACUGGUAUCUACAGAAUAGUUCUGCACAGAGUACAAAAGAAAAGGGCAUUGGAGUGUGUUCCACUUGUCACACAACCAGACCCCAAGGAGCAGGACGUAAAAAGGGGGUCAUACCAUGGCUUCAGACACACAUCCAAGCUGUGUUCUAUUUUAUAGAGUGCGUUGCAGGCUUUACAUUUAGUGUUUAACACAGGGUUUUUACUCAUUUUUCAUAGUAAAUUCUGCUGUUACAUUUUUGUAAUUUUUAAAUAAACUUAAAAUGAUGCCUUCAUUUGCAAAUGUGUUAUUCCCACCAGACAAUAGGCAUGCUUACUCUGACUUCUAACAGACUUAUUUGUGCCAGCAUCUUGUCCCCAUGACCGUUCACAUUUAAAAAUAGCCCAGCUGAUUGUAUAAGAACUACAUAUUGCUUAGCAAAGGUGUUUUUUGUAAUAAAAAUGGAGCAGAUCUGUACUUUACACUGGGGAAAAGGGUAACUAUUUUAGGCUCAGGUCACCACUGUACAGGAAGAGACAAAAAUAAAAAAAAUCUGAACAGCGGUGAAUGUUUACUCGUAAAGAACCUACAGCUGCACACUUAACCCUAGAAUAAUUUAUAAAUGGCUGUAUAUUAGGACUUCACUGUUAAAUAUUUAUACCUUGACCAAUAUAAACAAAGCUAUCAACCUCCCUUACCUCCACCCCCUCUCUUUGUGCUCCAAAGUCCAGGAUCAGCACUUUGAAAAACCUCAGCACUUUCUCCGAUUUAUCUAGCUGUAGCAAAUCCCAUCACAAGUUCAAAGUUCAUACCUUGCAAGUAGCCCUUAGCAGUCACAAACCAUCUUGCAUGAUGAGUUGUACUGCCAUCUACUGGUCUCUUGAAUGAAUGAGGUGUUAAUAAAACAGCUGAAACUUCUUGAGCAGAAAACUAUUUGCUACCCAAGCCUACUCCAGCCAUAGACGAGGGAUAUUACAAGCACACCGUGACUUCAGACAUCUGUCACUUGACAUUUUCCUGCUUCAACAUGUGUCAUCUAAGUAGUCCAAUGCUGCUGCAAUGCAAAAGACCUGAGCAAACAUGUGUCUUAUUAAGACAUGAGUGCACCACAGACUAGUGCUUCUAAUAUUAGUUGCUACCUCAGGCACAGUAACCGGAAACUAUUUUGAUAUCAAACUACUACAAACCACAAAAACACCCAAGCAGGAUUUUUUUUGGUACUUAGGCAGUAGUCUCCAAUACAUUCCUCCUUGCUUUAUUUAAUCCAGUUGCUUUGUGCCCUGUUAUGAAAAGGCUGCACUCUGAAGACCCUAAAUAAAAAGACAGGAGAACAAAUAGAAUAGCUCAACCUUCUGCUUUCACCAGAUAUGGUCUAUUUUCCUUUUCCCCUUCCAGCACUCUGUUUAAGUGCAAAUGGAAGAGAUGUUUCUCCAGUGACUGUACACCUAUGAAAUGGAACUCAAAGUAAUCACACUGGCACACAGAAACCAUCAUUCCUUCAGGUAAGGUAACUAAAGGACUGGAACAGGGAAAAUAUGUUGCUGGGUUUUCAAAAGCAGGAUUGCUAUAUCUGUUACCAUUAGAUCUAUGUGAAAUACUGAAGUAGUACUGCAAAGUACACCCUAGAAUCUACGUAUUUCAGUUUACUUGCCUCUU